AUGGAUUCUGUACCUAAUCGUGCUCCCUCCAACCUUCAGGGACCUCCGGUGAAACGGCGACUGUCUUCCCGUUCGCCAUUGGACAAUAGUGAUCUCGUCGAUGCAGUCAAGUGUCUGUCCUCCGACAAACAACUUCCCUUGCACGUCAAGACUAUUUUAACUCAUCUUCUCAACAAAAGCACGGCCAUGGAAGAUCUUGUUCAGCAGAAUAGGAAAUUGGAAGAAAAUUUCCGUGAGCAAACGCUUGAUAAUGAGGGAUUAAGGAAGGAGAUUGAUGUUUUGAGACUAUCUUUAUGUAAGAAUGGUAAUAAUCCUCAGUUGACUACACAGUCUUCCCCUGUUGUUGAAAAUCUCUCUACGAAUGUUCAGGGUAACUGCAAUAUUGUUGUUCUGAACAUGAGCGCUCAAGAUUUGUUGUGA
Haemonchus placei is the source of this 420-nucleotide messenger RNA. The record is from the annotation of a GenBank genome assembly. NCBI's taxonomy places the organism in Eukaryota, Metazoa, Nematoda, Chromadorea, Rhabditida, Trichostrongylidae.